This is a messenger RNA of Paramuricea clavata, 10935 nucleotides long. The record is from the annotation of a GenBank genome assembly. NCBI's taxonomy places the organism in Eukaryota, Metazoa, Cnidaria, Anthozoa, Malacalcyonacea, Plexauridae.
AUGGAUGAAAUAGGUAUCAUAUUAGGCAAAGUGGUAGGUGGUAGGUAAGGUAGGUGACCUUACAGGGAUGGAUAUAAAGGAAUGCAUAUUGUAGCUACUGUCAGCGAUAUUUGUCCUACUAUAUAUACUUUUUAGAUCAUGUGAUUUUUAGAUCAUUUUGCUCAGAAAUAAAUCAUUCGCCGAGACAAAAAUUUAAAAUCGAUAUUAAAUCUACUUAUUGUAUUAUUUAUUUCGUUCUCUAAUUCACUAGUAUACAAUGCCUCGAAAGUAGCGAGGAGAAUAGCAAGUUUCUCACAAUGAGAAUAAUUUCACCAACAUGUGAACUAAAGCCUCCAGUAAAAGACGUCAUUCAGAACAUAGAAGAGCAAGUCCAAAACCUAACAACAAAUGCGGAAAUUCGAGAGCUACGACAAUAUUUGAAAGAUGAGAUCGCAAAAGUUCAGAACACUGUUGAAGAAAUUCUUCAUAUUCUGCUGAAUAAAACAAGAAAAGGUACAUAAAUUAUGGAAAGAGUCUCAUUGCAUUGCUGUAAAGAGUCUUAUUGCAUUGCUGUAAUAACGUACACAAGUUCCUCUUGGUAGGAAUUAAUGGAUGCAACUACCUGAAAAAUAUAUGCUUAUCUUACUCCUGACGUGGGGCCUUCGCUCGAAAAGUCGUAAUUCUCCUUAUAUUUUCAGGUAGUUGCAUCGCUAUACCAAUUACGAAUGUUUGUUAUUACAUUAUUGGUACUAACUAUAUUCUGGCACCGACAGUUCAAGAUUAUUGCAUUGCUCGCUAUAUUACUGCGAAAAAAGUAUGAGUUAAGUCCAUUUAUAUUGACAUUUAGGUCGUUUUUCGUCCAAAAUGUAAGUUUUAGUUUACGAUCUGUGCGGUGGCGUUGUUUUUUUGUCUCAUGCAACUGCAUGCCUAUAGAAGUUAGCUGAAAAUUGAUUAUAGUUUAAAGUAUUUAUACAGAAACGAUAUAGCUACCAAUCAAUGUCGAGAAAAUUUUUUAUGUUAUGUUUGUUAUAAACGACAUUAUAAUGUUUGUUAUAAAUUAUAACCAUUAUAUGUUAGUUGAUUGUGACAAAAAUCGCCAGGCUUGUUAUGCAUGGAAAGAGAGAUUGAAUUAUUUCCCUCGUUUUCUCGCAUUUUGCGUUGAUAUAACGAGAUGCAGAAUAUCCAGUAAACAUAAAAUAUUCACCAAAAAUUAUUUCUUGCUGCAUGUGAAUGGAUUUCAGCAACAUGACGAACUAUAGGCUACAUUUACUAAUGCAUGCACCUUUUCCUUGAGCUUUACUCUAUCAACCCAACUGAUUUCCGCGAUUUGAUUACCUCAGCCAAGAGCUUAUGUAAUAUAACCUCAUGGCCAUGGUUUAUGUGCACGUGUUGUCUUCUAGCAUGAAAAAUUACAACCUUCAUUAUAACACAUUCAGGUAUUUCUACUAAAAUUUUUAGGGCGAAUGGUAACAUGCCAAGGACAAGUCGAUUAAAUUUCGUUUCAAUUUGGACGAAAACUGAAUCAGAAAUUAGGAAAAGUUUGUCUUUCUUUUCCUAAAUAGCCUUAUAUAGUUUAUGUGUGCAAACAUUUGAGUUAUGCAGUCUUUCAUGCAACGUCCCACUAUAGUUUUAAUAUUUAAAAUACCUCCAGUCUCAUUAGGCAAUCGUUACAUUUUAGGUGAAUGUUUCAUGAAUGGAUCAAUAUUAAACCCAAAAACCACAUCCAAAUCAACAUACACAUCAAUUCAAAUUGAAGGUACGAAAUUAAAAUAAUAAUGCACCAACAUAUAGCGACUCAAAAUUUUGGGGAAAAUUACUUGAUCUUAUGAACGAACUUGCUCAAUUUUUUAUGACAAACUUUACCCAAUUUUUUGAGUAAAGAUCUACUUUACUCAAGAAUAUUAGUAAAAUUGCUCCUAACUUUGAAUAAUAUUACUGUAUAUUUUGAGUCGCUGUGGGUGCAAUAUAUGUACUCAGUUUUUACUCAAAUUCAAAAUACAGUACUCAGGGAUUUUUGGAAGUGAUUAAAUUGUAUUAUAAUAUAGCAUUUGUUUAUUCUGAACGCUGAUUGGCUCAGUCGAGCCGUGUUGAUAUAACUCAAUUAUGUCAACACGGAAACGUCGGGAAAUUUAUUUCUUUAUAUUUCUCUGUGCUAUAUUAUAAAACAAAUAUAAAACAUUUUCCAUAUUGAUAUAUAGUUAUAUGAACACUCGUGGAAAUUGGGAAAACUCGAAAUUGUGUGAAAACACUCCGCCCUUCAGACGUCGUGUUUCCACACAAUUUCUCGUUUUCCCAAUUUCCACUCGUAUCAACACGGAAAAUAUCAACACGGAAAACUAUGUUUUAUAUUUGUCAAAUCAAAGCAUUUGAUGAUAACUUACAUCAUCAUCAUCAUACAUCUCUCCUCAAAAGAGGCCAGAUCUUCGUUUUGUCGCAACAUUCCACUGUUUUAUUCUAUACAAAGACAAGUCUUCCUCCAUGUCAUUCCUACCGUAAUCUCUCUUUACACAAACUAUACAUCGUUUCCCCGUUCUACCGCGUGGCCGUUUUUCCCGCCUUCUGUUCUUUGCCUAUUAUAAGUGAUAUAACGCGGCCGUAGUCUUCUAACAUAUCCCAACAAUCUAAAUUUUACUUCCAUGCAUGUUUUUCAGUCACUGCCAGCCAACAAAGAUAUAUUUAAUCUUCCAUAUUCCGUCGUGUUGUUCUGGUAGUUAAACUUACGCAUGCACUAACGCACGUUAAAAUUGGUCAAAACUAACCAAAUUAACCAGUUGGAGUGAACAAAAUGAUACGAACAUAUAAGGUAGUGCAUAAUACCGUAACCUGCAUAGUAUCAGGCUUUAUUAGUUUACCACAGAGGCUGACACAAAUUUUAAUCGCUCACAUUCCAUCCAAAGUAAAGGGUAUAUUUGCAUGAUAUCCACUCAAAAUGUUCCAAGAAUAUGUCAACUUAGCACAAUAAUAGUAACGAUAAAUCUAGUUACAGUUGAAACUGCUGAAUAUACUAGCAUUAACUAAAUUUGUCUUAUAGAGGGUGUAUAAAAACAACAGAUUUGAAAUUUCUCGUAAUUUAGAAAAACAGCUAUUAGUAUCCAGAUUUUUAUGUAUAUAGCUUCUUUGGGUAUUUAUCAUGUAGAAUAAUAAAAAAAAUUCUCGAACUCAAAUUUUGUGAGCCAGGUGGGUGCAUCUUUUCCAACAAACUAAAAAUGGCUUGCGCACGAAAUUUAAAAUAGAUGGAAAGUUUGUUGGGUUUUUAAUUACUGUACAAAAUUUCAGACAAUUUGCUUUAGUUUACUUUGCUUUAUUCACGCAAACUUACAUUUUUUCUUAAAAAAUCAGUUAUUUGCAUGCUAAUGGACCAUUUGCAUUAUAGACUAAAUUUUGAUUUAGACAAAAAUUUCAUCACAGCUUGAAAGAGCAUCACAAAAUUAGUAAUAUUCCAAAGUUUCGUUGCGAAGUGUUGUAAAAUGCCGAUAAUAUAGCCAUGCGAAGUUUGCCGUUUUUCAGUCAUUUUGUAUUACGCAUGGGAAAUUGACAGCCCAAUCGGGUGUUGGGGCAUCAAUUUCCCGUUUGUAAUACAAAAUGACUGAAAAUUACAAACUUCGCAGGGCUAUAUUAUCCGCAUUUUACAACAUUUCGCAACGAAACUUUGGAAUAUUACUAAUUUUGUGAUGCCCUUUCAAGCUGUGAUGAAAUUUUUAUCUAGAUCAAAAUUUAGUCUAUAAUGCAAAUGGUCCAUUAAUGCCUGUGCAUGCCUAAUUUGCAUAUGUCAGCAAUAUGCAAAUUAGGUAAAGGCAUUAAUUAAGCAUGCGGAAGGCUAAACUAAAGCAAAUUGUCUGAAAUUUUGUACAGUAAUUAAAAACCGAACAAAGGUCAACAAAGUUUCCAUCUAUCAACUCAAAAUAUGAUUAAAGCUUUUAAAUUUGGUGCGCAAACCAUUUUUAGUUUGUUGGAAAAGACACACACCCCUGGUUUACAAAAUUUGAGUUCGACAAUUUAUUUUUAUUAUUCUACAUUAUAAGUACCCAAAGAAACUAUAUAUAUCAAAAACUGAAUACUAAUAGCUGUUUUGCGAAAUUGAGAGCAAAUUUCAAAUCUGUUCAGUUUUUUUAAUACAUCCUGCAUGUAUAGACAAAUUAUGUAAAAAGCCGGUAUUUUGUUUUUUUACAUGUGGUCAGACAGAGUGUUAUGUCGUGCAGGCCUUCUUUUCUCUUUCCACCUACCACAUUUAGGGAAGGAAAAGUGACCUGGUACUCAAGGUAAUAGUAUACUAAGAAAAGAAGAAGAGUUAGUGCAUUAAGAUAUAUACAUUGAAUGUUGUGAAACAGUCCGCCAUCCUCAUACACCUCUACACAUAUAUAACUUACUGUAAUUUUCAUGUUACGUGACAGUAUAUGGUCACUUAGAUAAGAUUAUUCACCAUUUGAUUUGAUUGACUUAAUCACUUUAAACCUUGUUUUUCAAAUGCCAUCUUCGGAGUUACCAGAUUUUUAAAUGGCAAUAAGCAGAUUAAAGUAGCAGAAUGUACUUAGCCUGUAUAUUGCUGCGGCUUUUAUUUUUCUUUAGAGAUGGUAUAGUUGUAAUAAAAGGUUAGAUAUGUCAAAAUUUUUGUAUCUGCGAAGCAGAUAUAUUGCUAUCCCAAACGUGCUGUUACCGUACUGCACAUAUAGCCAUUCAGCAACGAUCUUAUAGAAUUGAGCCAGUUUAAGUUCCGGGAUCGUAAAGGAAUUUUAUCCGAGUGGUAACAGAUUUCACGGGGUAACACAAACCACUGUGACACCGCAUCAAACCUGCGAACGGGCAUAGUUUGGCCUUGUGUUUUAUUAAUAUUCUUAUUACGAAAGUCAUCGAACUGUGGAAUUGCAUAAAAAAUUCGUAUCGUCGCCAUUCCACAGUUCGGUGAUUUUCGUAAUUUAUUCUUUGCCAUUUUGGCUUUUGGCUUCAAAAAUAUCUUGAUUUUAUCUUGAAUUGGCUGUCUUGCUUUCUCUCCAUUCUAUACUUGCGAUAUUAUUCCGAAGUUAUCCUGAUCAACAUGGAAACUUAUCCUCAUAUGGUAGGUAUAAAAUAACACAUAUUUUUAUUAAUUGGCAAUGGAUAUUUUAAUAAUCCAUUUGUCAACAUAGUUCACAAAAACAUUUGCUAUAUAAUACAGUAAAACAAUCAUUCUGUUAUAUUUUAAACACUCAAAACAUGGCAGGCAAUUUUGCCAAUGAACAAUAUCAAAGGAAGCUAAUGCUCUCAGGAGAAAAUGAAUUAAAUCCUGGUUCUGUAUUUCUGUAACUCCGUUCAAAACAACAGUCCAACUAAGCUGUCAUCAAAUGUACAUGUAGUGUUAAAGCAAUAGUUAAAGAUGUUAUCUGUUAAACACUUAUACAUUUUGGUUUUACACAUUAAAUGCUAGUAAAAGAAUCCCCACCCUCCUUAAAUUCCUCAUUACAAUUUCAUUUCACUUUCUAACAUAAAUUUUUUUGUUUAGAGAUUAAUACAAGAAUGAUGACUAAAUAAAUGUACUGGAUAUUGACUGGAUAAUUUUGUCAGAACCACUCACUUUUUUGCAAGACAAUCUUAUACCUAAAUUCAAUAGUAUGGAAAAUAACUACAAUAAUCAUAUAUUAUAUGGAUAUAAUCGAUCAAUGGCACACAAUCUACAAAACUAAACUUGUGAUACCUUCUACUCAAUCCAAUUUUCUCCCAGAACACAAAUUGUUUGUGUGGAUAUGCUGUGUUAAACCGAACAGCGUGGUAUAUCAUUAACUGUGCACAGGACUGGAAUUGUAUAUUCAGUGGUUGUCGAUAUCUGAUUGACCUCUUUCUAUUAAAGUAAUGCAUGUUCCUCAAAUAGUUUGUGUAUGUUACUCAAAAGUUAACAUUGGCAAGUGCAAACAACAAGUGACAGUACUUUUGCUUCAUAUGAUUACAAUAAAAUUUUGAAAAUUCAAUGAGUAUGGAUUGAAUUGACAGUUUAUUAAAUAACUGGCGGCAGGCUGUAUCGACACUUCAAAUUUUAUUCCAUUACUACAUAAUUAUCCGUUACAAUCAUAAUCACAUUAUAAAAUUAGUUAAAUUUUCUCGGCGGUUAUAUUUGACUUUAAAAUCUUAUUUGCUGUUAUAUUUAUUAUAAUAAGUGAUAAAAUAUUUCAAUUGUCCAUGUCAUCUUGAUUACUCAGUUCUUUUCAAGAAAAUACAAAAUGUGAAAAGUUUUUUCGCAGAUACAUGUACGCGUGGCGUACCUAUUUUUAUAUUAUUUAAAAAGUUGAUCUUUCUUUAAUUUCUAUAUAAGGUAAAGACUGCGCUGAUUUAUUCGAGAAAGGAAUAAAUGCUAGUGGAGUAUACAAGAUUGACCCUGAUGGCCUUGGUAGCUUUAAUGUUUUCUGUGAUAUGACCACAUCCGGGGGAGGAUGGACUGUAUUUCAACAUCGUCUUGAUGGAAGUGUUGAUUUCUACCGAGGAUGGCAAGAUUACAAACAAGGCUUUGGAAAUCUGGAUGGAGAAUUUUGGCUCGGUUUGGAUAAGAUUCAUAGACUAACAACAGCUGUUUCUGUAGCGGCACUUCGGAUUGACAUGGAGGAUACUUCUGGGAAUAAGCAAUACGCAUUGUAUGAUUCGUUUGCUGUCGCUGAUGAGCAACAAAAGUACAAGCUGAGUGUUGGAUCUUUUGUUGGUAGGGAAUUUGGCUAAAUGUGUAUAACCUCUAGGACAAUGAGCAUUACAUUAUAACUUCUUAGGAUUCUGCUGAACCCAGGGGCCGGUUGUUUAGAACUCUUUACUACUGUUUAACUACCCGUUUUGUAGUUAAAUAUAGUGGUUAACUUAACCACGUAGUUAAGUCGGUUGUAUAUAUUUGUUAGUAUGUAAAACAAGAUAAUUCUAUAACAAAAAAAUGUUCUUCGCAAGCGACAAUAAUUCCUGAGCCAACGGCUCGGAGCGCCGUUCCGGGCGGCUCGGGGCCAGGGUAUUAAUUCGGCCCGGCUAUUUACACUCGGGGAAAGGAAAGUAUUAGCGAAGUCUAAAAUUCAUCAAUAAUCGCGGGCGCGUGACUAUGGUUUAUCGAUGGGUGGUCAUCUCACUGAUAUACCUUGAUGGUGGUCAUCUCAAAAUAUUGCUGUUUUCCAGGAGGCAGAUAUUUCAAAAACAGGUAAGAAAGCUUGGUAAAUCGUUUCACACAUGCAAUAAAUUGUAAAAUAUUUUUUUCAAUUUUUGAACGUGAUAUGGCAAUAUAAAUUAAGUUUGUCUUAUUUGAAAGAAAAUUUAAAAUGGUAUAUAAAGUUCCGUUUAUUCUGUAUCUUGCUUGGUUUUCUAAAUAAAUCGACUUGUUUUGAUCAAAAGCAGUGUCCAUUCCGCCAUCUUGGAUAUGCAUUCGAUAUGCAUACGUCACAAGUAGGGUAAAAAGUGAAAUUUUGAUCUUGCAAACCACAUUCAUGUCAUUAUCAAUGUGAAACUCGAUUUUCCGAAGUCUUUUUAGUACUCAAUUAACUCAAAACAUUUUGAGAAACUUUUCGAAGAAAUUUAGUCCCACAUGAAGAAGUUUUAACAAGUUUACCCUACUUGUGACGUCAUCAAAAACUCAGUUAAUUAGGUCAAUCAUAAUACCAAGAUGGCGGACUGCACACUGUUUUUGGUCAAAAUAUUUCGAAUACCAAGCAAGAUAAGAAAAAGUUGUAUAUAUAACUUUAAAAGUUCAUUCAAAUAAGGGCCCCUCCCCCAAAUAAGACAAAGUAAAUUUUUAUUGCCAUAUCCAUUUAAGAACUGAUUUAGUAUGAGAAAUACUAAAGUACAGGGUAAGUUAGUUUUGACUGUCUAUAUAUGUAUGACUUUGUCUUUGUUUUUUUAUUCAGGUUUUUCCUAAACAAGCCCAGCUUUCCUAUUCAUUGUAUGCGUCGGUUCCUUAAAUUAAUUUGUAGAUCAUAAAAAAAGGAGAGUAACUUCCUGUAUGCAUUAGCCUCCUGUAUGAUUUAAAUGUAUUUCGUUUCGAAAUUAGUAUGAGUAAUAAGUUGAUAAACUUGGCAAAAAGUUGUUAAUUGCAAUGAAAAUUUAAAAACGUUUUACGUUUUAUAUAUUUUAAAAAUUGAUAGUUCUGUGGUUAAAAGUGUUCAAGUUUCAUUUAUUUUUUUCAGUUUUGUACAAAAAUAUUAAAAAAACAAUUAUCGUGUUGCCAUGGCUAACAUGGAGAUGCAAAUAAAUUACCAUAGCAGCUAGAAAUAGCAUACUGAAAGGAGUAAAACUGCAAAGUUUGGUUGCGAAAUGUUGUAAAAUGCAUAUGCGGAAAAUGUAGCCUUGCAAGUUUUGUAUAUUACUUUUGUAUUGCGUGCGGAAAUUGCUAUACCAAUUCGGUCCAAAUGUGCUAUAGCAAUUUCCGCAACCAAUACAAAAGUAUACAAAAUUUGCGAACUUUGCAAGGCUAUAUUUUAUGCAUUUUACAACAUUUCGCAACCAAACUUUGCAAUUUUACCCAUUCUAGUAUGCUCUUUCCGGGAAUAUACUUUUUGCCAAGAUAAAAAAAUUAGUCUAUAAUGGUUUAUUGUUUUCUUAAUUUUUUGUUCAAAAAUUAAGCAAAAAUAAAUUAAUGUUUCACACUUUUAACCACAGCUAGAACUACGAUUUCUAACAUAUAUAAAGUAUAGGUAUGUUAUUUUGCUUUCUAUGGGAGUUUAUUAUAAUGUAAAAUUCAACACGAACGCAUCGUAAAACGUUUUUAAUAAAUGUUCAUUGAAAUUAACUGCUUUUUCCCAUAAACUCUUCAACUUAUUACUAAAUAAAUUUAAAUCCUACAGGUAGCUCUUGAAAAUAAUUUUCUUCCUUCUUUUAUAAAAAAAUUAAAACAUCUUAACUUUCGCAAAGAAUGAAAAGGAAAGCUGUACAUGUUCCAAGGCCUUCGGGCGAAAAUUCCGAAAACUGGACAGCAAAUUUAAAGUCAUACAUCAACAAUAAAAACAAACUUACCCGGUACUUCAGGAUUUCUCAUACUUUCUUUAAAAUUUGAAAAAGGUGAUUUACAACUUAUUUUGUGAAAAGAUGUCCAAGCUUUCUGUCAUGCGUGUUGUUUUUAUCAUUGCUUCCUUCACUCCUGGAAAACAGCUAUAUUUUUGAGAUUAGUAAGAUGAGCACCCAUGCAUAACCAUGCGCCCGCGAUUAUUGAGGAACUUUAGACUUCGCUAAUGCUAUCCUGUCCACGGGUGAAAAUAGCCGAGCGGAAUUAGUGCCCUCGCCAAGGGCUUUGCCCUACGCGCUCCGCGCGUGGCACGGGGAUUACAAUUAAUAAUACUUAUUAUAUGGCAAGCAUCACUUCCGGUGAAAUGGCGGAUUGAGAUUGGCUGUGAAGCACUUUAAGGGGUCCAUUAUUUCCCCGUAAUGGACCGGCGGUCUAUUACGCAAAAACAAACGCAUGCAUUUUAAAUUAAAAUAAAACAGCAAAACUAAUAGAAAAUUUCAAAAUUAUUAUUUAAUUCGUUAUUGAUAAGAUGUCUGCGAAUGGUUUUUAGUGGAAAAGAAGGAAUACAAUGGUAUUUUUUGUUUUCUUCGACCAAAUGUGUAUCACGCUGCUAAUAUGCAUUUUAAAUCAUGCAUUUCUUGUUUUUUUUCUCAAAUAUAUACAUAUAAUAAAUUUUUUAUUAUUAACCUCACUUGCUCGGUAUGUACAAAGAAACAUCGGACCUCGGUCUUUUUGUACAAAACUCGCCCUAUGGGCUCGGCCAGUACAAAAAAGACCUCGCGGUCCGAUUUCUCUCUGUACAGACUUUGCGUUCGGUUAAUAAGAAGUUAGCAGCAGAAUAAUUUUUGUGAAAUUCGGAUAAAACAAACAUUCGUGACUUUUUCUAACACCUCAAAUAACAUUUGCAUUGGGACUCUGAUGCUCAUUGAAAAACCCACGCCUGCAUGUUUUAUCUCAAAUGUUCUCGAAACCGUCUUUUAGCUUAUACUAAUUACUAUACAAGUUCCUAUGUAUUUUAAAUGUUGAAGGACUGUUACGCAAUCGCGUGUCGCUUAUUUCUGGCCAUGAGACAUGCACGUACAACCCUACCGAAGACUCGUGACUGGUCAGUUUGAGUUAUCUCUGAAUGAAUAACAUAAUGCUCUUAUCUCUAAAUGAAUAACAUAUUAAAAGGUGUACAUUUCGGUCAGCGUUCAGGAAAAAGGUGGAACAAACAUCAGUUGCAACCAGUGUAUUGCCUUAAAGUUUGUUCUAUAUUCACCUUCAUGAUCAACACAUGACGUAUUAAGUUUACUUAUAUUAUCUACUUAUAUAAGCUAUUCUUCUUUGCAACUAUUGUGAUAUUAUUUUCCUAAUUAUGUUAUCCUAACUCACCCUAUCAUCUUACCGCCACUGUGGGAGGAAACCGAAGCGCCUGGACAAGACUCGCGACUUUCGGCAGAGCGUUGAGAAGUUCUUUUCACAGUGAGUCCGUAAGCCUAACGUCUUUAGCGAGAACCUAACCCAUUACCCAUGCACGAUCUCAGAGGUGAAAUGCGCUUGCUCUAACGAUUAUGGAUUAGAAAAGACUUUUCCAGAUCUAUUGACCUACUCAGGAAUUAAAUUGCUGCCAGCAAAAAUUUAAACCCGCAUUACCAAGCUGCGACCUAAUACUUUAAUGGGUAGCUAAUAUUGCAUUUGCAAAGUAUUUCCUGUAUUUUUUUGUAAGCUCCACGAUUAUAGUUAUUGUUGGUUAAUUUAAAUAUUUAUUUUACUAACUUUCUUUAGGUACAGCAGGAGAUUCUUUUACUUAUCAAAAUGGUAUGGCAUUUGCGACUAAAGAUGCCGACACUACCGGCAACUGUGCAAAGACAUUUAAAGGUGCUUGGUGGUAUAGAGGUUGUCAUUAUUCAAAUUUGAAUGGUCUCUAUCAUCAUGGCGCACACAAAACGUUUGCAGACGGUAUCAACUGGGUAACUUGGAAAGGCUAUCACUAUUCGCUGAAGUCAACAUCAAUGAAAAUCCGACGUCGUCCAUUUGGACUAUAA